Messenger RNA from Octopus sinensis (East Asian common octopus), 426 nucleotides. RefSeq names its product eukaryotic translation initiation factor 3 subunit A-like. The transcript has a single exon. The record is from RefSeq and is a predicted model, not a curated record. NCBI's taxonomy places the organism in Eukaryota, Metazoa, Mollusca, Cephalopoda, Octopoda, Octopodidae. The coding region runs from base 1 to 426 and encodes 141 amino acids.
AUGAGAGCAGAAGAUAAACCAGGGUGGAUGAGAGAAGAUAAACCAGUGUGGGUGAGAGCAGAAGAUAAACCAGGGUGGAUGAGAGAAGAUAAACCAGUGUGGGUGAGAGCAGAAGAUAAACCAGGGUGGAUGAGAGCAGAAGAUAAACCAGGGUGGAUGAGAGCAGAAGAUAAACCAGGGUGGAUGAGAGAAGAUAAACCAGGGUGGAUGAGAGCAGAAGAUAAACCAGGGUGGAUGAGAGCAGAAGAUAAACCAGGGUGGAUGAGAGCAGAAGAUAAACCAGGGUGGAUGAGAGCAGAGGAUAAACCAGGGUGGAUGAGAGCAGAGGAUAAACCAGGGUGGAUGAGAGCAGAAGAUAAACCAGGGUGGAUGAGAGCAGAAGAUAAACCAGGGUGGAUGAGAGCAGAGGAUAAACCCGGUGGAUGA